AUGAUCAUUCCAACGGUCACGAUGGUAGUUUUCCAUCUUCUUCUUUUAUUCUGUUUAUGCCACGCUGAAUAUUACGACUAUGAUGCUACAAUUAGACAAGUUCCAAUUUACGAUGGUAGUAAAUUCUAUGAGAUGAGUCCUUCUGAAAUGGAAAACGCUUUCACCAAAACGUUAAACGGUCUUUUGUAUUCCACUAAAGAAAAUGUUGUCUCUCAUGUGCCUUCUACGCCGGAACAUUUUGUCAGACAUUCUACCGAUGAUGAAGAUCUUGACUUGGUGAUGGAGUACGUAAAAGACCAUUCCUUCGACAAAACUGGACAACUGAGAUAUGCGUCAGUGCCAGUUAUUGAGGAUGAGCUGGUGAACGAUAUUUUGAAUGUUAUCUUUGGACGAAAGGAGUACAUUCGACUUUUGAAUAACCCAGAAAGAGCCGAAAUGACUGAUAUUGUUAGGGAAAUGAUUCGGGUUCCUACCCAGGAAGUGCUCAAGCAACAGCUCUUCCACAAAAUUCUUGCUUCUCGAGCAUAUUAUGAAAAGUUCUUCAAACCAAUGCUGGAAGACAAUAAUAGGCAGAAGUUGUUGGAGUUCGGCAGGCAUUUGUUGGAUUCGCAUAAAAAUGGAACCCUGUCAACCUCUGAUACACUGGAGCUGAACAAAAAACUUCAAAACAUUGCGUUUUUCGAUAGACCAGAUGACAAAGAAUUCAGAGAGAUGGUUGAUCUUUUGCAAAAGGUUUUUGGAGAAUCCAUGAACAUCACCGAAAAAGGUAUUAAAGUGCCAUUUGUUCCUGACGUGACGGUCAGAAAUUCGUCAUCCAGUGAAGAGGAGAUAGAUACAGAAUGGUCAUCGGAAGAUCCUCAGUCCUCGACGCCCGUGUAUAUUUCUACAUCCGGAGCCAUCACCAAUGAUCCAUCACCAUCCACGGAGCCAUCGUCGACAUUAAGAACUUCAGCUGUAACACCAGAUUCUAUUCAAUCUACUGUGACCAUGACUGCGGAGUACAAAGCUACAACGUUAAACUCUAGUGAGGAUUAUUCAGAAGACUCAUCGAUGACUACAGGAGAAGAUGAAUCCGCAUACACAAGAGAAAAUGCCGGACCUUUAGACCCACAGUAUAUUCCACCUGCCACCAGAAGAACUUCUGAAUUCUCUACAGACUCUACAACAGUUGAAAGCACCACAAUCCAUGUUUCUAGUACAGCGACAGAGAUUAGUUCAACUGAAAUUGAAACAUCAACUGCAAUUAAGGAAACAACCACUGAAGAACCAAUGGUUUACAUCAGCAAUUCGAAUGAUGAAGAAAACGAAGAAAAAGAAGGUUCCCUUUAUAAUGGCACAGAACCGGAGAAGAAAAAGUCAUUUUUGAAUGCCGUCGAACUACCGAAACAUGAAAAUCAGACAGUUAUCGCGACAAAUGGGAAGUCUCCUAACUCAACGCAAUCCACUUAAAUUGUUUCAAGAUACGGUUCCAACAAACUGUUUAUUUAUUUUUGUUGUAAUUGUUUUUAAACAAAAAUCAAAGUAACAA
Molecule: messenger RNA, 1528 nt
Organism: Caenorhabditis elegans
Lineage: Eukaryota; Metazoa; Nematoda; Chromadorea; Rhabditida; Rhabditidae
Gene: C33G3.5
Product: Dentin sialophosphoprotein-like
Exons: 9
Coding region: 1-1449 (482 amino acids)
Source: RefSeq, marked reviewed